Molecule: messenger RNA, 1329 nt
Organism: Blumeria graminis f. sp. triticale
Lineage: Eukaryota; Fungi; Ascomycota; Leotiomycetes; Helotiales; Erysiphaceae
Source: the annotation of a GenBank genome assembly
AUGUCGAACAAUAACGGCUCUAUCAAAAAUCGGAAGAGGCGUAACAGCAAUAAUUUCACCCAACCUAGCAAACGACUGCAAUUUGAAUUAGACAAUCCAAUCACGGUUGAGGUUCGGCAAGAGGCUCAAUGUCCGCCGAUUAUAGCUUCUUCUCCUGGCCUUCAAGUCAGCUCGUCUACAAUUCUUCGGCCUUACGUAAAGCCGUUGGUUAAAGCAAAAAAAGAUAAUGCGAGUUUACUCAACCAGGAAAUGCUUCUACACUCUGCAGAACACCCAAAAAUAGAUUACACGGCCAAAGAUGAAUCUCUAGGAGUUUCUGAUCCCCUCGUCAAACAUUAUAUUGGUCUAUACAAUCCUAAAUCGGGAAAGCUUGAGGUUACGGAAGCCCGAAGAAUGAUAAUUCGUGGAAAUGUUAAGGCGUAUAUUUAUGAGGAUGAACAGGAAAGAACUCUAAAUAAUAUAAGGGAACAACGAAAUAUCCUAGGUCAGACUUUCGGAACGAAAAAAGCUCGGCGCGCAAUUGCAUCUGCUGUUGAGAACGCUAUAUCCCCAGAUAUUUAUCUGCGCAACUCAGAUGGUCCACCUGUAGCGAAUACUGCCACAGUAGCUAUGCUUGCUAAUAUGGCUGAAACGACUAAAGGUAUGAAUAGUCGGGCUGCUCUCGCCAAAAUUGCGGACGAAGGGAAACCCCGGCCCAGAGCAAACGAAGAUGCAACUUCGGUUCAAGAUGUCUAUACCAUUGACUCUCUGAUUGGGGAGGAUAUUUUGAAAAUGUUGCCAAUUAAGGAAUGGCAAGAUAAACUCAAGAUGAAUGAAGAGAUUUUUCUUCGAUCCAAAUUUGUUGCCAGCCGAAUCCAAAAGUAUACCAAUGAUUACAAGAUGCUUAAGGUGUUGCGCUUUGCCUUAUUGUUGAUUCAAAUUUACCAGUCCUCCAGGAGUUCCAGGGAAGGGAAAAGACUACCCAGAAGAGACGAACUUAAGGAUAUCGUUGGAGAUAUUCCUGAGGCAGUUCUUGGGAACGUGAAACAAAAGUUUUCGGAAGAUGGAAUCAUCAAUAAAUACCGCUGUGAUUUACUGAUUACUCACCUCUGUGUAAUUUCACUCAUAGUCGACAAUUUUGAAACUGACACAAGUGACUUGAAGGAGGACUUACAGCUGGAACUUUCACAAAUUACCAAGUACUUUGCAGAAGUUGGAGCCAAGAGCACUGCUUUGGGUAAAGCCGAAACCACGCGCCUUGGAAAGAGUGUGGCGUCCCAAAGAAGACUCGCAAAACUUAAGUUACCUCUCGUGUUUCCAAAGCUGUCAUACGGUGGAAGGAAGAAAUAA